This is a messenger RNA of Perca fluviatilis (European perch), 1531 nucleotides long. It is a transcript of the gene dhdds, whose product is annotated as dehydrodolichyl diphosphate synthase. Gene Ontology annotation, molecular function: ditrans,polycis-polyprenyl diphosphate synthase [(2E,6E)-farnesyl diphosphate specific] activity. The transcript is spliced from 8 exons. The record is from RefSeq and is a predicted model, not a curated record. The coding region runs from base 139 to 1044 and encodes 301 amino acids. Lineage: Eukaryota; Metazoa; Chordata; Actinopteri; Perciformes; Percidae. Gene Ontology annotation, cellular component: dehydrodolichyl diphosphate synthase complex; endoplasmic reticulum. Gene Ontology annotation, biological process: polyprenol biosynthetic process.
UCAGUCUAUGCGUACAGUUCAUCCACAUCAUUUGAAACUCUACUACGUCUGACAGGAAGUCGUCACCACGCGGUCACGUCACUUUACUCCAACACGGAAGAGAUCGUCAUCGUAAAAGCUAUCGUUUAAAGCCUGAUCAUGUCGUGGAUAAGGGAAGGUGAAUUAAACCUGCUUGAAAAGAUUUCAGCCAAUAUCCUGAAGGCUGGACCCAUGCCUAAACAUGUGGCCUUCAUCAUGGAUGGUAACCGUCGCUUUGCACGUAAAAAAAACAUGGAGCGCCAGGAAGGGCAUAUGCAGGGCUUCAACAAGCUGGCAGAGACAUUACGUUGGUGUAAGCAUCUGAACAUCCAAGAGGUUACAGUGUACGCCUUCAGCAUCGAAAACUUCAAGCGCACCAAAAACGAGGUGGAUGGGCUAAUGGAGCUGGCCAGGCAGAAAUUUGAAAAGCUGCUGGAGGAACGGGACAAUCUGGAGAAGCAUGGUGUGUGUAUCCGGGUGCUGGGCGACUUGAAUAUGCUGCCACUCGACCUUCAGCAGCUGAUUGCCAAAGCUGUGGUCACAACCAAGGCGCACAAUAAUGAUGUUUCAGAGCCGUUGCUAAGUGAGUGUUUGUACAGCAGUAAUUCUCCCAAUCCUGAUCUGCUUAUCCGUACCUCCGGAGAGGUGAGACUCAGCGACUUCCUUCUUUGGCAGACUUCCCACUCCUGUCUAGUGUUUCAGUCGGUUCUGUGGCCGGAGUACUCAUUCUGGAACUUGUGUGAUGCCAUUCUUCAAUAUCAAUUAAAUCACAAAUCCAUUCAGAAAGCCAGAGACGUCCAUCGAGAGCAACAGGCCUUACAGCAGCUAGAGGCGGAUCGUGCCUGUGUAGCAGAGCACCUGCAGCAUCAUGGGAAUGGAAAGCCUGCAGACGCCCAGAGAAGACAAGAGGCACUGCUGCACUACACCACCUGCCGGGAAGAACGGAUUCAGGACUUCCUAGAAGCACUAAAGCACAAGAGAGACUCUUUCUUUAAUGACUUAUGGAGCGACGCCAUCUUGGCCUAGGAAGCCUCCAAACAAACGCCAUGUUAAAGUGGGAAUGAAACCUCUCCUGUCCUCUUCCUGGAAAAAGGGAAGAGUGAACAGUAACUGGGAAUGGUUUUAAUUGUGUUACUGAUUUGUACAAGACAAAGGCCAUUUUACCCCUAUGGGGCUGUAGAAUAAUUGAUAUUUAUGAUUGUAGAUUUAAAAAAAAAAGUCUAAUACAUGUCUGGUCAAGAUAUAGUUAAGUAAUUGUGUAAAGUGUGUUUCAAAUGCAUGCCAUUGAUUGGAAGAUCAAAUUAUAUGAGUAAAAGCCAGGGAUCCUGUGUUUUGGAAACAUUCCCAAAUCAGCCGUCCAGAAUAAUAUAAGUCAGUACAGUUUUGCAUUUUUGUUGUGGCUCAAAGAAAGUGUUGAGUGUGAUGAUGGGUGUGAUUUUGAUGGCAUAACUAGAUUUUGACCAGCUUUCUUAAACAGAAUAAAGCGAUUGCUGUAUGUCAAAAUAUGAGUAAA